AUGGCCAAAUUCGACCCAGAAGAAGAGAAAAGGAUGGCCCAGGCCUCCGAUUUCUAUACCAGGAACCCACACGUCAAAAAAUCUACGAUUGCGCGUCAAUUCAGGGUCAAAUUACGCCUCUGGAAAGCGCGUUUGGCUGGCCGCGCACCACAAAACACCAAAGGGGGCCUCAACAAGGUCCUUAAUCCUGAUUAG
Hyaloscypha bicolor E is the source of this 195-nucleotide messenger RNA. RefSeq lists its product as uncharacterized. The record is from RefSeq and is a predicted model, not a curated record. The coding region runs from base 1 to 195 and encodes 64 amino acids. The transcript has a single exon. Lineage: Eukaryota; Fungi; Ascomycota; Leotiomycetes; Helotiales; Hyaloscyphaceae.